Molecule: messenger RNA, 4781 nt
Organism: Coregonus clupeaformis (lake whitefish)
Lineage: Eukaryota; Metazoa; Chordata; Actinopteri; Salmoniformes; Salmonidae
Product: adhesion G protein-coupled receptor L1
Exons: 29
Coding region: 6-4781 (1591 amino acids)
Biological process (GO): G protein-coupled receptor signaling pathway; cell surface receptor signaling pathway
Cellular component (GO): membrane
Molecular function (GO): carbohydrate binding; G protein-coupled receptor activity
Source: RefSeq, a predicted model, not a curated record
CCGUCAUGGCUCUGUCACUGUGGUUCCUGUGUGUGUCUGUCACCACCCUAACUCACGUUGCCCCCUCUGGCCAAGCUAUGUCCAGAGCUGCGAUUCCCUUCGGCAUCCUGAGGAGGGAGCUAGCGUGUGAGGGCUACCCUAUCGAGCUGCGCUGCCCAGGAAGUGACGUCAUAAUGAUUGAGACGGCGAACUACGGACGCACGGACGAUAAGAUCUGUGACGCGGACCAAUUUCAGAUGGAGAACACACAGUGUUACCUCCCGGACGCACUCAAGAUCAUGGCCCAGAGGUGUAACAACAGGACCCAGUGUGUAGUGAUAGCAGGAGUAGAUGUGUUUCCAGACCCCUGUCCUGGUACAUACAAAUACCUGGAGAUACAGUAUGAGUGUGUUCCUUACAAAGUGGACCAAAAAGUCUUUGUGUGUCCUGGUUCUCUUCUGAGCGUUCAACCGGCUACUUCCUUAUUGGAGGCGGAGCAUCAGUCGGGGGCGUGGUGUAAGGACCCGUUGCAGGCUGCUGAUAGGCUGUAUGUCAUGCCCUGGACACCCUAUAGGACGGAAGUUCUGUAUGAGUACGCUUCAUGGGACGACUACAGGCAGAACAGAGUCACCACCACUUACAAGCUGCCAAACCGCGUCGACGGUACAGGCUUCGUGGUCUACGAUGGAGCAGUGUUCUACAACAAGGAACGCACACGCAACCUGGUCAAGUACGACCUCCGCACGCGCAUUAAGAGUGGCGAGGCGGUGGUGUUGAAUGCUAACUACCACGACACUUCGCCAUAUCGGUGGGGCGGGAAGAGCGAUAUCGACCUCGCUGUGGACGAGAACGGACUGUGGGUCAUCUACUCAACUGAAGCCAACAACGGACGCAUAGUUGUCAGUCAGGUAAACCCUUACACCCUGCGUUUCGAGGGCACGUGGGCGACCAGCUUCGACAAGCGCGGGGCGAGCAACGCCUUCAUGGCGUGCGGUGUCCUAUACGCGGUGCGAUCCGUCUUCCAAGACGACGAGGGACAGACGGACAGAGGAGGAGGAGGUGGAGGGGAUAUGGUGUUAUAUGCAUUUGACACCAGUAGAGGGCGAGAGGUGCCGGUCCAAAUCCCCUUCCCUAACCCCUACCAGUAUAUAUCAUCUAUAGACUACAACCCACGGGACAACCAGCUGUAUGUGUGGAAUAACUACUACGUGCUGAGAUACCCUCUGCAGUUCAGACCGCCCCAGCCUACCAAAGGUCCUCUCUCAUCUCUGAUGACUACAGUGAGGUCCUACACAGCCACUGUAGCGCUGACCCCAGUUCGACCUUCGGCCUCCAACCCCAUCGGGGUCAUCAACCGGAGUCCUGACCUGCGGCCAAUCACGGCCAUGGUCCCGCUGACCCCCCGGCCCCCCCACCGUGCCCCCAUCGCCCCGGGAGGGUCCCAGGGGGGGCAGGUUGGGAUGUGUGAGGGGAGGGUGACUAGAGGGGUACAGUGGCCCCCUACACCUAAAGGAGAGACAGUGGAGAGACCAUGUCCCAAAGGAUCACUGGGUAUAGCAUCGUACCAGUGUGUGUUGUCCCCGGUAACAUGGAACUCCAGAGGGCCUGACCUCAGUAACUGUACCUCCCCCUGGGUCAGUCAGAUAGCACAGAAGAUAAAGAGUGGGGAGAAUGCAGCUAACAUCGCUGGUGAGUUAGUAAACCUGACGAGGGGGCGGGUCUACGCCGGUGAUGUCAGCAUGUCAGUCAAACUUCUAGAGCAGCUGUUGGACAUCCUGGAUUCUCAGCUUCAGGCCCUACGACCAGCUAACAAGGAGUCUGCUGCACGUAACUACAACAAGCUGCAGAAGAGGGAACGCACCUGUAGAGCUUAUGUCCAGGCCGUGGUUCAGGUAGUUGAUAACCUGUUGGGUCCUGAUGCGUUAGUCUCCUGGGCUGAUAUGAAGACCACUGACCAAUCACGCUCUGCCUCGCUGCUAUUGGACGCCAUGGAGAAAGGAGCCUUCCUAUUGGCUAACAACAUCUACGAGGGGCGGUUCAGCGACAGGGCCCCCAAUGUCGAUCUGGAGGUGUAUGUGUUGAACACAGAGGCAGACCUACAGGACCUGGUGUUCCCUCACUCCUAUGACAGUGACAGUGUACUACAGCUAUCAACUGCUGCUCUACAGCAAUACAGCAGCAACGGCCAGGUGAAGAUAGUUCUGUCUCUGUAUAAGAACCUUGGAUCCUUCCUGACCACUAACAACUCCUUGUUGAGGUUGGAGGCGGGGCUUCCGAGUGGGGCUGGGCGAAGCUUGGUGGUGAAUUCUCACGUGAUCUCGGCUUCUGUCAACAAAGGUUCCAACCGAGUUUUCCUCUCUGAACCAGUCGUCUUCACACUGCGACACCUACAGGUGGAGAACCACUUCAGCCCCAACUGUUCAUUCUGGAACUCCACGGUGUCGGUGGGGUCAGCAUCGGGGUCAUUGGUGGGUCGUUGGUCGUCCCAGGGAUGUAGACUGAUACAUACCAACAACACACACACCACCUGCGCCUGUAACCACCUGUCAACAUAUGCUGUCCUGAUGACCUACCACCAACCUGCUUCUGUAGAUGGUAUAGAGGAGGUGCUGGUCUACAUAGUGUCCUGGGUGAGUAUAGCCGUAGCCCUGGUGUGCCUUGCAGCCUGCAGUACCUUACUGUGCUGCCAGGGGGCGCCACAGUCGGACCACAGCACCAUACACAGGAAUCUGUGGGGAAACCUCUUCAUCACCGAACUGAUCUUCCUCAUCGGGGUGGAUAAGACGCAGUACAGCGUAGCGUGCCCGAUCUUUGCCGGUUUGCUCCAUUUCUCCCUGCUCUCUGUGUUCUGUUGGUUAUGCCUGGAGGCGGUGGAACUCUACUUGCUGCAGGGGGAGGUAUUUGAAGGACGGACCUCUAGGAGGAAGUACUUCUAUCUCUGCGGCUACUUCCUGCCCGGGGUGGUUGUGUCCGUGUCCGCCGCCAUCGACUACAGAGGCUACGGCACCCAGAACGUGUGUUGGCUGCGGAUGGACAACUACUUUAUCUGGAGUUUCCUGGGUCCUGUAUCUGUUGUUAUACUGCUGAACCUGGUCGUAUUGGUGAUGACUCUUCACAAGAUGGUGCACAGCUCCUCCGCCCUCAAACCCGACUCCAGUCGCCACGACAACCUCAGAGCGUGGACUGUGGGUUCUCUCACCCUGCUCUUCCUGCUGGUGGUGACCUGGUCUCUGGGGCUGGUCUUCCUCUCAUCUCCCUCUCUCCUCCUCUCCUACCUCUUCUCCUCCCUCAACACGGCCCAGGCUCUGCUCAUCACCAUACUGUACUGUACACUCACUAGGAAGGGUCAUAAGGACUAUGGUAAGUGUGUGCGUCACUCCCAGUGCUGUGGCUGUUCCUCCUCCACCAGUUCACCUGGCUCUGUAAAGGGCGCCGCCCUACGGGCCAGCAACCGCUACUGCAGUACCAACCAGGCACGCAGGGCUACUGCUAACAGACAGAGUCGCAUUAGGAGGAUGUGGAACGAUACGGUCCGUAGACAGACUGAGUCUUCCUUCAUAGCUGCUGAUGUCAACACCACACCUACACUCAACAGAGCUGGUCUGGGUAACCAUUUCCUGACUAACCCAGUGUUACAGACUCACCCUAGAGUCUCUCCUUAUGACAGCCUACUGGCUCAGGGCUACAGCCAGCCCUCCCCUGGCGUCUUCACCUCUACUGGGACAUUCAGAGACAUACAGAAAGGUGCUGUCCUGUCUAAGAGCCAGGAGAUGGACAGUGUUUGUCUGAACGGCGGCUACAGCACCAACAGCUUCACCCUCCAGGGUCUGGGUGGGGGUGGUGGGGGGCCCCGGUCCGGGGUGGGGGGCAGCACAGACCUCCUCAGGGAGGGAGGAGGAGAGGGGGAGGACGGCUCCCCCGCCCUCCUCACCCCCCACGCCGCCGUGGGGGUGGGGCUUGGGGUGGAGUCUCACGGAGGCGGAAUGAGGAGGAACCUAUCAGACGCGGCGGUCCUGGAGAACAUGAUCAUCUCGGAGCUGGUUCAGAGCAACUUGAGGCCGUCUGCAGCCUCGGAGCACUACGGGAGCCUGGCACGCCCCCUGGACAGACUGACACGCCCACAGCCCUCAGCCCACGACAGCUGGACUGUAGCUCGGGUGUCGACACACACACAUGAGCAAGAGCCGACGCACACACACACACGCCAGGAGGAGGGCAACAGGAGCCAGCUGCAGCUGGGGGGCGGGACCCUCUCCCGUAGACUCCUCCUCCAGGACAGACAGACGCACCCCCAAGAGGCGUCGCUGCAGACGCAGACCACACGCCCACAUUCUACGCUGACCCGGCCGCAGCACGGUGCCACGUUGUCACGGCAACAGCAGCAGGGUGGAGGGGGAACGCUGUCGCGUCACCGCAACGGGGUUGUUGAGCCGGGUGGCGCGGGGGGUUCGGAGCGGGAGAGGGACCGUUACCGGGAUAGACCGCUUCCUCCUCCCCCUCCCCCUCCGCCACUGGAGACAGAACCUCUGUAUAAAGCCCUGGAGGAACCCCUUCUCUAUGACCCCAGGGAUGGAGGGGUGGAGGGGUGGAAGGAGAGAGGGAUGGAGAGAGGGGUGGAGGGUUGGAAGGAGACAGCCCCGAAGGUCAACCAGAGCCUGGGACGACCACCUCUGGGCCCCAGGCCCAAUCACAUGCAGACUUUCUACCAGCCCCCGCCCCUCACGGCUAAUGGGGAGUUGGUAUACACCGAGCCCGCCCCCGAGGAGGAUGACGGACAGAUGCAACGGGUGACGAGCCUGUGA